UUUCCUCAUGGCGGAAAACUCAAGAAUAAGAUUUUUCAGAGAAGUCGUUGUUCCCUCGAAUUCAGGGUCAAAAUGGAAAGAAUGCCACAUCAAUACAGUGGCAUCAGUCAGCACCUUGCAGGACAUCAAAGUACCAGACAGCAGUGGUGGCUAUGCAUACACAGAGGGUGGUGUGACAAACAGAUUCAUUUACUGGAGGACAACUAGUAACAUUCUAGAGCUGGUGGAAGAAAGUUUGGAUUACAACUUGGUGGGUUCACAGAUCAGAUUUCACUUCCAUGACACACAGAUUAUAGGAGGCAUUUCCAUUCAUGAGUCCCAUGGAAAUGUUGUAGUGUUUGUCGUCACUGCUAUAAGCGUACAUCGCCUGGUGUUUCCCCAUCCAAGCAGACUCCUCAAAAAUAACAUUGGGUAUACGCAGAACAGCCAUCCAGUUCCUUCAAUAUUCAGUUAUGCAUCAGAUCUAGAAGGUCUUUGGAAUAAAUAUUUACUGAACCAUGGAGGGAAUUUUUCAUCCCAAAUUCAAGGCGCAGCUUCAGCCCAGAACGGAGAGGGUCAGGCUUUGUUUGUCCUCAGUAGUAAUGAGGGGAGUAUCCUCCUAAUAAAAAUGCCUCCCCUUAAUGUUCAAGGGAUUGUCCAGCAGUUUGAGCUCUCUAAGUCCUCCAUGAUGCAGAAGCUUUGGACAGGAUUGGUGCCUGCAGCCAUGAGGGGUAGUCAUGAAUCCUUAGAGUCAGCGACAGGAUUGGUCAUCCAUCCGUAUCGGGGUGAUAUGUACAUCUUUGCCAUCUGUAGAGAUCACAGGCUCAGAGUCUGGUCAACCAGGACUCAUGAAUGUGUUGCAAUAUACAAUGUGCUGGAAACCUGUCCAGAACUAAAAAAUGCACCACCUGCAAUAGGGUCUGGUCAUAAGCUGGUGAAGGUGAUGACUAGUGAUGCUGUCAAUCUUCUUCUCUGUGUACAUUUAAAUUUUGCCAAAAGAAACCAGUUUUGCUUUCUCCAACCUCAACUGUUGAGUGGGAGGGUGCAGCCUAUACAUAUGGCCACAGUGGUGGGCGUGGCUGAGGACCUGAUUGACUUCUGUGUUACCUCUGACAAACUAUGGACCCUUUGGACCAAUAGCUCAGGAGAGAGCAUAGCCAGGGUGUGUCACAUGUCAGGAGACCUGAGAGAUGGUAACUGGGUGGAGGUAAUUCUUCACCCCUCAGAUGGAGGGGAGAUUCUUGUCAGCCAGCACACUGACCCACGAGAAGUCUACAUGGAAAAAAUGUUCCAGCCCAAACGCUUUAGUCUGUAUGACAUCCACAAAGCACUCAAUGUAUACAGACGCUCUAUGGAUGCUAGUGUCCCAGCUGACCUAAACAUCGACUCACUGAAACAUGAAGUUACAGAGGCUGUGGAAGAUGCUAUUCGUAAUUCUGCAAUGGCCAAUGAGAUUUCAGAAGAGGAAUACUGUGAGUUACAGAUGGAGCAGUGGUCCAAAUUCUACUCUGGUGUGGUGCAGUACCAAGAGGUUGGAGGAAAAAUGAAAGGCUAUUUUGCAGAUUCAAACACAGGACUUGUGUGCAUUAUCAAGAAGGGUGGUUUGAGCUAUGUGCGACCUUGUGACCCCAUUGAAGAACUCUAUUUAGGAGAUGGUCAUUGGUCAGCCCAGGACUUGGAUGAAAUAACAAGGAGGGAUGUGAAGACACUGGGCAGGUGUCUGAGUUUAAUCAAUAGCAAGAUCUCGGAGGAAAUGGUUGUUCAGUUUGAAGAUCAGCUGUUGAUGAAAGAACAACCAGAGGAGGCAGUCAGAACUAUUGUGGAGGAUCUGUUCUUUAACACAAGCUUGGUGGAGAUAUCGCUGGAUUCCCUGGGAGCUUUGGUACAGAACAUACACGACCUCCCUAACUGUCUGACAGUAGUACUUAAUUCACUGGAUCUCACCUACGGAGCUGGCAUGGAUGAGGAAAUUGAUAUGGAAAGUGAGCAACAGCUAAUAAGUGGUCAGAUACUGACCAGUGACUCAGCCAUUGACCUGUUGACCACUACCCUUCAACAGACCUCCGAGACAGGGUUUAAGACACUCAGGGAUUUAUUGGUGUUUCUGACUGCUUCCAUCAGCUUGGGAGACAGAGACGGUAUAACCCCAGAGAUUAGUGAGGCAGUAAAUGACCUCAUUCCCAGAACCAGCUCCUUGCUUCAGUCUUAUGCCACACUAAAGUGGACCUCUAACAAAGUGGCUACUCCAAGUCAUUCAAAUUCAGUGGAACUGAAUCUUCGUCAAUUGGCCACUCUUGAAUUAACAGAUAACUCUGGAUUAAGCAGCACACAGAGAGCAGCAACCUCCAAUUUAACAGUGGCAGAGCUCUUUAUCAGAGGUAUCGGUGGAAGCCAGGCACGAGUGAACCUGACUCGUAGAGAGAGAUUCCUCGACAACACAAAACAGAUAUGCAGCUGGGCUGUUUUAGGAAUAACCAGGCACAUUCAACUGUUACUAUGGCCUCUUAAUGAAACCUUUGUGUUCCCAGAAUUCCUAGCUAGCUGUUGUCAGUACCUUCCUCUUCAGGAGUAUUCAUUUCUGCUGAAUCAUUGGUGUGACAUGAACCCUGCCUCCAGGAAGUUUAUGCUGGGACUCUGUUACCUACACUUUGGGGAGCCAGAGAAAGCUGCUCAAUGUUACACUGAAGCUAAAGAGGGCUUAGAAAGGGAGCCUUUCUUACGACAGAGUCUGCUACAAACAUACGAAACUAACCCACGAACACUUGAAGUUCUGUACUAUCUCAAGGUUAUCAGACAGUUUGAGGAGUUAGACUGUGCUGACAUGGUGGUUCAUUUGGCUAGGACGGCUAUUAGUAUUGCAGAUGAAGAUGAUGAGAACACGGCAACCUUGUGGUCAAAGAUGUUUAAAUAUCAACUUGAGCUCGGUCACAAUGAUGCAGCGUACAAUGCAAUGGUCAGCAAUCCAGACCCAUCUAGGAGGAAAGACUGUCUAAGACAACUACUAGUGACCUUGUGUGAGAGAGGUGACCUUCAAACACUGGUGGGCUUUCCAUACAUUGAUCUCCAGGAUGAGGUUGUAUCUAUCCUGGAAUCUCGAGCCAGAGCUGUGGACAUUACAACACAAAAUUAUUAUGAUCUCCUGUAUGCCUAUUAUGUGUCCAGAAACAACUUUGGAAAAGCUGGGUCUGUGAUGUAUGAGCAUGGAAUGAGGCUGGGGAGAGAGGUAACCUCCAGACAAGGGCUCCAGAAACAAGCUCACUGUUACCUAGCAGCCAUGAAUGCCCUUAGACUGGUGAACCCAAUGUAUGCCUGGAUUGUAAAACCCACCACCAGCAUUGACCCUCAGAUGGUAAAGGGCAUCAUGUCAGGCAAACGUAACAUUGAAGGAGACGAAAAAGAAAUGCAGACACCAAAGAGAAUGGAAGUACUGGAGUUAAAAGACAUUGAAAGGGAGUUCAUGUUAGUUGAUGCUCGCCUUCAGCUGUUGAAACAUGACAAGACUAAUUCUGUGGGAUCAGGUCCCACACCAGGAGCAGAUGAGAUGGUGGGCUUACUGGUGAAUGCUGGGAUGUAUGAUCGAGCUCUUACAAUAUGUCAGAUGUUUGAUAUGAAGCUGACAUCUGUGUUCGACAGUCUCGCUCUGAGGUGUGUGAAUCUUGCUAAAAGUUGCAGCCAUUCCACACUAGCAGACAGUACGACCUUGACCCGGGCUUGGGACUGGCUCAAACUGAACAGUCUGACAGCACCAAGCAUUAAAGAGAGCAGUGCUGCAGACACUGCCUGGAGCCUCCUACAGUAUUACCUAAGGAUCCAUGAGGAUAACACAGCAAGACUUCAUCGCACCAUCGUAAUUCGUCUUCUCUCUCAAGGCUUCCCUCUUCCAUCCUGGCUUGUCAAAUCUUACAAGGAACUGAACUGGUCAGAGCUUCUGAGGUUGUAUACAGAUUAUGACCAGUUGGAGGAUGCUGUUCUAUUGACCAUAGAAUAUGUGGACGCUUUACUGGGGACAUACACAGGGCCUGAUUGUCCAGCAUUUAAUAUUAAGUCAUCCCUCAGGCCUACUCCUUUAAAUAAUUGGUUACCUUACACCUGUAUUGAUCAGCUGCUAAGGGCCCUCAAAGAUGUCAAACAGGAUAUUCUCUAUGAAAGGCUGUCAGAAAAACUGGAAUACACUCUUGCCAACUACCACCAGAAGAUGAGGAAUAUAUCGGACAAACUCUUACUGAGAUAACAAUAGCUUACCUGUGUUGUAACUUUGAAUCCUAAGAAGAAAUGUUAUGUCAUUACUUAGAAGAGAGGGGGCAUGCAUUUAUGAAAAGUGCAAUAGGGAGAAAAGAUGUUUGACUAUCGUGUACUGGAGAGCUAAUAUUUGAAUGUUUUUUCUAUAACAGUUUUUGUAUUAAAGUAUGUCUGAAUAAAUUAAAUGAAAGCUUUCUAUAUAUA
Messenger RNA from Saccostrea echinata, 4422 nucleotides. Its product is annotated as nuclear pore complex protein Nup160-like. Gene Ontology annotation, cellular component: nuclear pore. The record is from RefSeq and is a predicted model, not a curated record. Gene Ontology annotation, molecular function: structural constituent of nuclear pore. The coding region runs from base 8 to 4210 and encodes 1400 amino acids. Lineage: Eukaryota; Metazoa; Mollusca; Bivalvia; Ostreida; Ostreidae. The transcript is spliced from 34 exons.